Fulvia fulva is the source of this 540-nucleotide messenger RNA. RefSeq lists its product as uncharacterized. The coding region runs from base 1 to 540 and encodes 179 amino acids. The record is from RefSeq and is a predicted model, not a curated record. The transcript has 2 exons. Lineage: Eukaryota; Fungi; Ascomycota; Dothideomycetes; Mycosphaerellales; Mycosphaerellaceae.
AUGUACAUACUGUGCAAGCUGUUGCCCUUCGCGCUGGUGGUGACUCUCCUGGCUAGGACAUCCACAGCAGCCGUCCAGCCGGUCACCUUCGAUGGCAAAUUGGAAGCGUCAGCCCUCGCUUUGUGCCUGCUCUUUGCACCACGAGGACAUUCUGAGUGUAGUGUCUCUGCGGAUAACGAUGACUUCAACACCGGUGGCUCGACAACAGUUAGCGGUGUGUCGAUCACCAUACCAAAGAAUCUGCAAUUCCAGCUGCCUGCAGCAUUCCUGCCAUUCGAGGAGGUAGCUGAAGGUGACUACAUCGGUUAUGAAGUACUUGUCAUAGGCAACUAUGUGGAUGACGUUCCCAUAGCCGACUUCGUGGAAAUGUCAGAACUACUCCUGCAUACUGGCUCAGGCCAGAUAAAAAGUCUUUCUCAUGAUGGAGCUAUCACUUUACAGACGGGUCAGGUCAUACGCGUCAACGAUCCGAACGCUGUCUACUCUGCUGGGUAUGCCCGAAAGCCAGAGUUUACAGCUGAUGAUGAAGCCCGAGCAUAA